This is a messenger RNA of Haemonchus placei, 1356 nucleotides long. Lineage: Eukaryota; Metazoa; Nematoda; Chromadorea; Rhabditida; Trichostrongylidae. The record is from the annotation of a GenBank genome assembly.
AUGUGGAGCUGGUCUGCUGGUGUCUCCGUGAUCCUCUGCUUGUCCCUCGUCCAAGAGCAAGAGGGUCAAGAAGCUUUCACUCCUUCGGCUCAUCAUCCAUACCAUCAUCAUCGUCAUCAUCAUCCUAUGGAGCUUUAUUCGGUUAUCGCCAACCCACUUACAACUCACAGUCGUACUAUUCCAAUCAACAGCCGUAUUACUACCGCCAAAGUACCGGUUGUGAAGUGCAACAAUACUAUGGAAUGGUUGGUAUGCAACAGCAAUAUUACUGUGUAUGCAAUGGAGUUGCGACAUACCAGUACGGAGGCUGCACGAGCUAUGGAUAUGGAUGAAUGGUGUGGGGGACGAUGGUUCAAGCCAGAGGAGGCGGAGGAGGAGGCGGUCGUGGAGGGGGAGGAGGACGUGGAGGAGGCCGAGGAGGAGGCCGUGGAGGCGGACGUGGAUAUGGCGGACAUGAUCAUGAUCAUUAUGCCCACGACCAUGGAGACCACUGGGGAGGAGGGGGAGGGUUACUACGGCGGAGGUGGAGGACCAGGACUUUUAGGGUUACUCGGAGGUGGUCUAUUCGGUUUCCGUCAGCCCUACUACUCACAGCAAUACUACUAUAACCAACAACCGUACUACUAUAACCAGCAACCGUACUACUAUAACCAACAACCGUACUACUAUGGGAUAGUUCUUGUGCAAGCCAGAAGAGGAAGAGACAGCGGAGGACGAGGCGGACGAGGAGCAGGAGGCAGUCGUGGAGGUGGAGGCCGAGGAAGUAGUAGUCGCGGAGGUGGUGGUCGUGGAGGUGGAGGUGGAAGUGGUGGAGGAGGUGGCCGUAGAGGAUGGAGCGGAGGAAGUAGUGGACGUGGAAGCGUAGGCCAUGGAGGUGGUGGUGGAGGAGGAGGUCGCGGAGGUGGCAGUAGCUGGAACGGUGAUCAUGGUGGAGGCUGGAAAAGUGGCCGUGGAGGAGGUUGGAAAGGUGAUCAUGGUGGUGGAAAGGGUGGCGGUGGCUGGCAGAGCGACCACGGUGGCAGAGGUGGAAGUAGCUGGAGUAGCCGCGGCGGCAGAGGUGGCGAUGGAUGGCAUGGUAGCAGUGGCAGCGGAUGGCAUGGAGGACCAGGAGGAGACAGGCGGAUGCCAAAAAUUCUUCUUUCAGGCUACUUCUUGAGAGGCGCAGGCUUAGGACUGCUCGGAUUCCUUGGUGGAGGACUACUUGGAGCUCCAUACUACUCUCAGCCGUACUUCCCACAGCCAGGCCCCGUUUGCGAAGUGCAACAAUUUAUGGGAAUAACUGACAUGCACGAGCAGUUCUAUUGUGAAUGCAAUGGCGUCGUAUCAUAUCAGUUCGGUGGCUGCGUGCUCUACUGA